Sordaria macrospora k-hell is the source of this 1572-nucleotide messenger RNA. RefSeq lists its product as uncharacterized. The record is from RefSeq and is a predicted model, not a curated record. NCBI's taxonomy places the organism in Eukaryota, Fungi, Ascomycota, Sordariomycetes, Sordariales, Sordariaceae. Gene Ontology annotation, molecular function: threonine deaminase activity; pyridoxal phosphate binding; L-serine ammonia-lyase activity. Gene Ontology annotation, biological process: L-threonine catabolic process; L-serine catabolic process.
AUGGAUUCAACACAAGGUGCAGAGCCGCUGCUCGUCAACGGUGCUUCGCUGCACGUAGUUAACGGUGUCAAUGGCGAGAGGCCGGCGAGUCCUCCUUCAGUUGGCAACCUCGCACUGACCGAGUACAGCGCGCAGCCAUCGCCGCCAUCGGAGGAUGCCACGACCAGCAAGAUGAAGGACAUUGUUCCUGAUGAGUUCCUGCUUCCGAACGGUCACGUAGAUUACCUGCGCCUCAUCAUCACCUCUUUCCCUCGUGUCCGGGAAGUCUGCAGUGAGGUGCCUCUAACCCGGGCUGUCAACCUGAGCAACCGCCUCGAGUGCAACGUCCUCCUUAAGCGUGAAGAUGAACAGCCCGUUUUUAGCUUUAAGCUUCGUGGCGCCUACAACAAGAUGGCCCAUCUCGACCCCAAGGAGUCCUGGAAGGGUGUGGUCUGCUGCAGUGCCGGCAACCACGCCCAAGGAGUAGCAUACUCCGCCCGCAAGUUGAAGAUCCCCGCUACUGUCAUCAUGCCCAAGGGCACCCCCAGCAUCAAGCAUCUCAACGUUUCCCGCAUGGGGAGCCACGUCGUUCUCCAUGGCGCCGAUUUCGACGAAGCAAAGGAGGAGUGUGCGCGAAGGGCCAAGUCGGACGGCCUCAUCAACAUCCCCCCUUUCGACGACCCGUAUGUAAUCGCCGGGCAAGGCACCAUCGGCAUGGAGAUCUUGUCACAGACCAAUUUGCAGAAGCUGCAGGCCAUCUUCUGUGCUGUUGGCGGCGGUGGAUUGAUUGCGGGUGUUGGUGUCUACGUGAAGCGCAUCGCCCCCCAUGUCAAAAUCAUCGGCGUCGAGACCUAUGACGCGGACGCCAUGACCCAGUCACUCGCCAAGGGUGAGCGUGUCCUUCUCAAAGAUGUUGGUUUGUUUGCCGAUGGUGCCGCCGUCAAGACGGUUGGUGAGGAGACCUUCCGGAUCUGCCAAGAGGUCGUUGACGAGAUGGUCCACGUCACCACCGACGAGGCUUGUGCCGCCAUCAGAGACAUGUUCGAAGACACGCGCUCCAUCAUAGAGCCCGCCGGCGCGCUGGCCGUUGCCGGACUCAAGAAGUGGGUUGCUGCCAACCCAUCCGCUGACCCCACCCGGUCCGUCGUUGCCAUCACAUCCGGUGCAAACAUGGACUUUGAUCGCCUGGGCUUCGUCUCCGCGCGUGCCAAGUACGGUGAGGGCAAAGAGGCCCUUCUCUCUGUUAAUAUCCCCGAACGCCCUGGCGCUUUUGCUGAGUUGGUCAACGCUAUCAUGCCACAUGCCAUCACCGAGUUCAGCUACCGAUAUGCUACUGAAUCCGAGGCAAACGUCAUGGUUGGCAUUUCGCUCGCAGACUCCGGCAGCCGCCGGGCAGAGCAACUACAGGCCAUCAUCGGCCGUAUCAGGCAGUCUAGUGACAUGGACGUAACAGAUCUGUCCGCUGACGAGCUUGCCAAGAGCCAUCUUCGGUACAUGGUUGGCGGCCGCUCGAGCGUGCCCAACGAAAGACUUUAUACUUUCCGCUUUCCCGAGCGGCCAGGCGCCCUCUCGAGCGUUUCUUGCGUCUCUUGA